This is a messenger RNA of Effrenium voratum, 3744 nucleotides long. The record is from the annotation of a GenBank genome assembly. NCBI's taxonomy places the organism in Eukaryota, Dinophyceae, Suessiales, Symbiodiniaceae.
GGUGCAGAUCCUGAAAGCAGACCAGCGUGCAUGGCUGCGCCUGAGUGAAUUGGUGAAGAGCGGAUUGAAGCGCGGGACCGAUGGCCAGUUACCUUUGGACUCAGCUUUCCCUAGGUUGGAGACUGACCCGCAAGUGUGUUUUCAGCUGCUACCCCUGCCUUCUGGGGCAGUUCCCAAAAGAGACCGGCCGGCCGAAUCACCCAGUGAGUCCAGGCCUAGCAAGAAGUCAGGCGGGGUGAUCAAGGGAAAGGGCAAGACCAAAGGGAAGCACAAGCAGCCCAAAAACAUGCCUGAGGCCUUGCGAGGCAAACGGCAUGUGACAGGAAAGGGCAAGCGCAUUUGCUGGGACUACAACCUUCCCCAUGGCUGUAGCCACACUGAUGUCAAAGAUGGAGGUGAGUGCCCGAAGGGUGUUCACAUCUGCAUGGAAUGGAACUGCGGAAGGAACCAUCCCUUGCACAAGCAUGAGUGACAGGCAGAGUACCGGCAUGAGUCUUUCUUUGAACGCGUGCAAGCGCGCCUUAAGGGCAAGCAUGUGGAGGACCUUGUUUGUGUUGAAAUUUUUUGCGGCACGGGAAGAUUGACCUGUGAAAUCCGCAAGUUAGGCCUCGCCAGCAGCGUGGGGGUCGACGCUAGCAUACACAGCAAGGUCGUGGCAGCGACGCUCAAAAUUGACUUACUUAAGCCCGGUGCUGAUGAACUGUUUGACCAGUUCUUUGUGAAUCCAAAUGUGGUUUACAUACAUUUUGCGCCUCCAUGUGGGACUGCCUCAAGGGCACGUUGCAUUCAACGCAAGGGCCGAUACAACCCUCCUGUUACCAGGAGUGAAGCGUUCCCCGAUGGGGUCCAAACCUUGGAAGGGACCCUUUUGGCCCGCGUUAAAGCCGCCAAUUUGUUGUAUAGCAAAACCAGUGCUUGGGUCGCCAAGGCGUAUUCCUUAGGAAUCAUGACCAGUGUCGAAAAUCCCGGCAGAUCAUUCAUGUGGUUGACCAGCCACUAUCGUAAGUGCAUUGACAAGUUGCCCCUGUGGCGCACUUUUUUCCACCAUUGUUGCUACGGCGGUCAGAGGGCCAAACUGACCCAGUUGCAUCACAGUGUGCCUGAGUUGUGCAAUUUAAGCCUCACUUGUCCAGGAGAAAGCCAGACGCAUGUUCAUUUGCCGUGGGGACGCAGCGGCAACAAAUGGGCCACAUCCGAGGAAACCGCGUACCCCAUCCCUCUGUGCCAAGUGUGGGCGAGCUUGAUUUGCAGACAACUUGUAGAAUUUGGGGCAGUCAAGCCGGUCUCAUGCGUUGCAGAAAUGUCCGAAAGCAACCCGCAUAUCAGUGCCAGAGUAGCGCUCGGGCUGCAACCUCGCGGCCGGAAGGUCCCUCCACUUGUGCCUGAGUUUCGUUGUGUAGUACAGUUACAGGGACCCGGCCACCAGAUCCCUUCAGGUAAACUUGAGCAGGACUUCCUUUUGCCGCCGUCCGUCAAGUCCGUGCCCCCACUCGCCACUUUACCUGUGGGCUCCCGUAGGCUUCGUGCUUGUGAAAGUGGGGGAAUUAGGCAGGACGAAGCUUCCAGCAGCGACAGAUCACCGACCGUGCAAACUGGUUGCGCUAAUGACCCAAAUAAUGUGGCUUUAGUCAAUUUCGGAAUUCCAUGGACACCAGAUGAGUUUGUUCAGGUGGCUUCGUCGGCUAAGCACCCUAAAGACCUGAUAAACGGUGUGCCCAGUGUCUUGCGUGAAGCCGUGACCACAAUCGCCACUAAGGGAGUUGCUUGGGUCAGUGCGCACCGUGUCGAACAAAUGAGGCGGUGGGUCGACAGAGCUCGUGACCUCGAAGAAGCAGAAACUCUUGCACGGGAAAAGCUGCCGGAACAUUGUCAGAAUGUACUUCGCCACAAAAGAUUGUGUCUUUUCGAGGAGAUGCUUGUGGCAAGUGAAUACUCAGAUGCCAAAAUUGCAAAUGAGAUGAGUCAGGGUUUCUCAAUUGGUGGUCACAUUCCUGCAUCUCCAGCAUUCAGAAAGAAACUGACUGGGGCCACCCUUGCAGUAAGUGACUUGCGGAAGAUGGCGCCUAUCCUGAGAAGUGCUCAAUCCUCGGGUGAUCCUGAGUUGGACAAAGCAGUGUACGACAGCACGGAGGAGGAACUGCGCAAGGGAUGGCUUUGGGGCCCAGUUGCCGAAUCUUCUUUGAGCAACACCUCGAGCGUCACCAGACGGUUCGGGGUGUGGCAGGGAGAAAAAUGCAGACCCAUCGACAACUUCAAGGAGUCAUGUUUGAAUGCCACAGCUUCGAGCGAGGACACGAUCACUAUACACACAGCAGAUUGUGUCGCGGCUGCCAUUUCUUACAGACUUCAUGAGUUGGGCGAGGACAACCCGCGAAGAGUUUUGGCCGCCAAGGCCUGGGAUCUCAGGAAGGCAUACAAACAGCUGCCGGUGAGCGAGGACUCCCUGCGUGACAGCUAUUUGUGUGUUUACGACCCUGAUGCAAAGCAGACAAAAAUCUUUGGACAAUUUGUGAUGCCGUUUGGCGCCAGAGCGUCUGUGCACGCCUUUUGCAGAGUUGCAUCGGGCAUUUGGCACAUAGCAGUGGCGACCUUCCUUGUACACUGGUCAGUGUAUUUUGACGACUACAUUUGUGUCGAAGAGUCUUUGCUUUGCAGUCAAACCGAACGCAUGGUUGAACUUUACUUCCAGCUCUUGGGAUGGGAAGUUUCCGCUGAAAAGGAGUCAUCCUUUGAUUCCGCUGCUGUCGCAUUGGGCCUCAAAUUCAAUCUUGCAGAAACAAAGCUUGGAAUCUUGCUGGUCGAAAAUACUGAAAAGCGAAAGCGAGAAUUGUGCGGAGCCAUUGACACUGUCUUGGUGACGGGGGUUCUGUCAGCGGGAGAUGGUGCGAGUCUUCGCGGAAGGCUAAUCUUCGCGGAAAAUCAGAUCUUCGGGCAUUCAGGACGGCUGCAUCUGCGAGUCCUCUCGGAGCACAUAAUGAGUGGGAAGAAGACAGUCGAUGCGAGUCUUGGGCAAGCGCUGAAAGGAUUGAAGAUGGGCCUUUGCGGAAAUAAGCCCAAGCGAAUCACGACACGUGUUCAUCAAACUUGGCACAUUUAUGUGGAUGCAAGCUUCGAAGGUGGAAGUGACAUGCCUGGUGGAAUCGGAGGUGUUUUGAUCCUGCCAGACUUCGGACCAGUGUCAGUUUUCAGCGAGCAGAUGGAACUAAAGCAAGCGAUGGCACUUGCGCGUGAGGGAAGCAAGAACCCAAUCUACGAGCUUGAGUGUUUUGCCAUGUUUUGCGGUUUGAAACUUUGGAUUCCAACUCUUGAGUCCUGCCAUGUCAUCGUGUUCACUGACAACAAUGGGUCCCUUGCUUCGAUGAUAUCUGGGAAAUCAGUUAACCCAUUGGGGCAGAGACUGGUCGACAACACGUUGGCAAUCUUGGACGCAGGGAACGUGGUGUGCUGGUUCGAAAGGGUGAACACCGCUUCGAACAUAGCUGACAAGCCUUCCCGGGGCGACGACGACCUCAAGGGCCUUGGUGAGAGAAUGCACCUGGACAUCAGUAAUCUCAUUUCGGAAGCCACUAUGCCAAUUUUGCAGGGGGGAGAAGAAGGGGCAAGUGGCAUGAGCCACGUGGCAUGAGCCACACGGACCAAGCAUGAGCUUGGGUUCUGUCUUUCCUCUUUUUGGUGUGGAAUGACAAAAGCCCUUUCAACUAACGUGCGGGGACGCACCGUGAUUCCCCACUGCAUCAGCGUUAG